Cricetulus griseus (Chinese hamster) is the source of this 1504-nucleotide messenger RNA. The record is from RefSeq and is a predicted model, not a curated record. NCBI's taxonomy places the organism in Eukaryota, Metazoa, Chordata, Mammalia, Rodentia, Cricetidae.
AUGGCCAGGAACACCAACCUCCGGUGGCGGCUGCCCGUCAUCUGCUUGGUCCUGCAGGUGGCGAUGGUGAUUCUCUUCGGCGUGUUUAUGCGCUACGACAUCCAGGCAGAUGCCCACUGGUGGUUGGAAAAGAAGCUCAAGAACAUCUCCAGCGACAUUGAGAAUGACUUUUACUAUCGCUACCCCAGUUUACAAGAUGUGCAUGCCAUGGUCUUCGUAGGCUUCGGCUUUCUCAUGACCUUCCUGCAGCGCUAUGGGUUCAGCGCGGUAGGCUUCAACUUCCUGCUGGCAGCUUUCGGCAUCCAGUGGGCGCUGCUCAUGCAGGGCUGGUUCCGCUUCUUUGAAGAAGGCCACAUUAUCCUGAGCGUGGAAAACAUCAUCGAAGCCGACUUCUGUGUGGCAUCUACCUGUGUGGCCUUUGGGGCAGUUCUAGGCAAGAUCAGCCCAGUCCAACUGCUUAUCAUGACCUUCUUCCAAGUGACCCUCUUCGCAGUGAAUGAGUACAUCCUCCUGAACCUGAUAGAGGCAAAGGAUGCAGGGGGCUCUAUGACCAUCCACACAUUUGGCGCCUACUUUGGGCUCACAGUGACCUGGAUCCUCUACCGAAAAAACCUGGAGCAGAGCAAGCAGAGACAGAGUUCAGUGUACCACUCGGACCUUUUUGCCAUGAUUGGUACCCUCUUCCUGUGGAUAUUCUGGCCCAGCUUCAAUUCGGCCAGUUGCUUCCACGGAGACACCCAACACCGAGCAGCCCUCAAUACCUACCUCUCCUUGGCGGCUAGUGUGCUAACUACGGUGGCAGUGUCCAGUAUCGUACACAAGAAGGGCAAGCUGGACAUGGUGCACAUCCAGAACGCCACCCUUGCAGGUGGGGUAGGUGUGGGCACAGCUGCAGAGAUGAUGCUCACACCUUAUGGCGCCCUCAUCGUGGGUUUCUUCUGUGGCAUCAUCUCCACUCUGGGAUUCACCUACCUAUCGCCAUUCCUGGAGUCCCACCUGCGCAUCCAGGACACAUGUGGCAUUCACAACCUGCAUGGUAUCCCUGGCAUCAUAGGCGCCAUCGUGGGUGCUGUGACAGCAGCCUACUCCUCCCCUGAUGUGUAUGGAGAGCCAGGGCUAGUCCACUCACUUGGCUUUGGGGGCUAUAAGGCAGACUGGACCAAGAGAAUGCAGGGCAGUUCCCAGAUAUUUGGCCUCCUCCUGACCUUGGCCAUGGCCCUGGUGGGCGGCAUCAUUGUGGGGCUCAUUUUGAAAUUGCCAUUCUGGGGAGAAGCUGCUGAUGAAAACUGCUUUGAAGACACCAUUUACUGGGAGAUUCCUGAAGAGGUGAACACUGUCUACAUUCCUGAGGACCUCACCCACAAACAUCCUGCUCCUGUGGUACCCUCAAUACCCAUGGUACUUCCUUCAGCAUCCUUGAUUCCUCCAGUACCUCCAACAACUCCAGUAUCCCUAGCAACUCCAAUAACUUCAGCAUCCUUGAUACACUAAGCUCCCUCAGCAG